Messenger RNA from Cucumis sativus (cucumber), 1776 nucleotides. Its product is annotated as mucin-5AC. The coding region runs from base 260 to 1351 and encodes 363 amino acids. The transcript is spliced from 4 exons. NCBI's taxonomy places the organism in Eukaryota, Viridiplantae, Streptophyta, Magnoliopsida, Cucurbitales, Cucurbitaceae. The record is from RefSeq and is a predicted model, not a curated record.
CCGUAAGCAUUUGCAACUUGGUCAUCUGUCUACUUUUCUAACCUUUACCUUCUUCCUUUUCCCUCUCCCCUCCUUUCCCUUUUUUUUCUCUCUCUUUCACUUUGCAUGUUUCGCCCUUAAACCCUUUCCUUUUACACCAUUUCCCCUGUCUGGUUUCGUGUUUUUAAAAGCAAUGCCUAAAUUAAACCGAUCCCAUUAAGAAUCCAGUUGGGUCUCUUCAUUUGUCCCCAGAAGAGAACUAUAACCUCUCACCAUUAAAAUGGCCCAAACAGCUUCCAAAUGCUUCUUUUUUUCCAUUAUGUCUCUCCUUGCCAUCUGCUCGUCUGGUAGAUUUGGUGGGUCGCAUUUGGGAGUGGAAGAAAAUGCUUCCUCGGAGUUGAAGUGGAAGUUCCCUGAAUUUGGUCGGACUACAAUGCACGACGCCACAACAAAUUUUCCUACAACCCCGGACACCUCCACACCGACAAUCAUCACCGUUCCCUCGACCAACCCUGUCACUAUCACUCCGUCGAGCCCUGCUGCCACGCCGGUGUCCAUUCCUUUAACGACACCAUUCACAGUUCCGGCUAACUCUCCGGUGCCGCUCACGAAUCCGGUUGCGCCGCCGGUUACAGUUCCCGGAGCACAGCCCAUAACGAACCCUGUCACGACGUAUCCAGCUCCGUCAGGUGGCGCUCCAGUGUUGACACCCCCCACAAACCCAGUUCCGGUAUCCCCUCCGGCGACAACAAACGCACCGGUAAUUCCAGGACAAAGCUGGUGUGUAGCCAGGUCCGGCGCUUCGGAGAUGGCUCUCCAGUCGGCGUUGGAUUACGCUUGUGGCACUGGAGGGGCUGACUGUUCUCAAAUCCAGCAAAGUGGAAGCUGUUACAACCCAAAUACACUUGAAAACCACGCAUCUUUUGCAUUCAAUAGCUAUUUUCAGAAGAAUCCUUCUUCUACAAGCUGUGACUUUGGAGGAUCUGCAAUGGUUACCAACUCCAAUCCAAGCACUGGCUCUUGUAUUUACCCAUCAUCAUCUUCCUCUGCAACGCCGGCAUCCAUGACGCCGUCGGUUCCAACGCAGACACCGACAACAACAGCGCCGAUCACAGUCUCACCAACUACAGUUACAAAUCCAACAACUUCUUCACCAGUGGGGACCGGCAUGCCAGAAAAUGGAAGUCCUCCUGGUGUAUUUAACACAGACAAUCCAGCUUCGAGCAUAGGCAGCACAACGGGGUUUGGAACUGAGAUUCCUCCAAGCUCAAGCACCUCAAUAUCCGUAGCGGCUGGAUUGAGACCCUUUACUUGCUUCAUCAUUCUCACCAUGUCCUUCAUCACUCAUAGAAUAAUCACUCUGGACUGGUGAUGAAAUGAAAUCACUAACUUCUUCUCCUUCUACUGUACAUGAAAAGGCCCUCGUUAUUCAUAGCUUCAGAAUCGUCGCCCAGUUCCACCAUUAGUGCAAUUUUUGGAGGAGAAAAAGGAACCAGAGGUGAGUUUGAGUUUGGAAGGAUAAACCACUGCCACUGCCCUGCUUGAGCUUUUGUUUGUGUAAAGAUCAAAGAUAGGGAUGUAUUAGUAUUAGCUACUUCCAAUUUGAGACUCUGUAAUAUAAUAUAAUGUUUGUUAGAUUUUGGGAUUUGUAUUGCUGUUGAUCACAGUUUAUUAAGAUUAAAAUUUUAGUUAGAAGAAACAGAGACACAUAGCUGGACUUGGAAGUACUUCUGUUCCUAUGUUUAAGUCUUGAAUGUUUUGUAUGGUUUAAUGAUUAAUUUAUUGUUUAUUUACGUA